Messenger RNA from Rhagoletis pomonella (apple maggot), 778 nucleotides. RefSeq lists its product as uncharacterized. The coding region runs from base 403 to 759 and encodes 118 amino acids. Lineage: Eukaryota; Metazoa; Arthropoda; Insecta; Diptera; Tephritidae. The transcript has 2 exons. The record is from RefSeq and is a predicted model, not a curated record.
UGUAAAUAUGAGCAUGAUUUUAUCUAAAUAAGCUGAUUUUUACUAAACUAUAGUCAUCUGCUUUUUGUAUAAAUAAAAUCCAUUAUUUAUGAAUUAUAUUUCAUUUGAGAAAUAAUAAUUUGUUACUUUAUUUUUCAGAUAUCAGAAUCUAACUGGUUGCAUCCACAAUAAUAAUUUUACCAUUUUAUUUUAAUUUCAGAUUGCUGUGCAAAAGACGUGUUGAAGCAUCAGCAGCUACGUUUAUAAAAAAUAUAUAUUUUAAUAUAUAAAUUAUUUAUUUUUAGCUAUUUAAAUUUUUUUAAUUUUUCGUUUAGAUUGUAUAUAUCGGAGUCAUUGGAUAAUGAAGGUCUUCAACAUGUUGGAUGAAAGGGCAAGGGACAGUCUGACAAAGCAUCCUUAGAAAUGUCUCGAUUCAGACGAGCGGAAACUUAUAAUACUCUCAACAAAUUGCAAUUUAAUCUAACUGAGGAUGAGGAAAAUUACGAAUGUUUGCAAGCGCCAGAUGAGAUAAUUGUUUUAGACACUACUGCUGCAUCAAGCCAGUCACAAGACAUAACGCUACAAGCGCCACUAUCGAAUUCCGAAAAUUUGGUUACACAUGAUGUCAAUGUGUUAUUCUCGAGCGGCUCCAUGGAUAUAAGUAAUUUAUGCAACUGGCCGCUAGAAGCUACACAUAGUCAAAGUCUAUAUAUAAGUCGGAAAAACGCAAUCAAAUUUUGCAAAGUUGUAAUGAAACUGAAUUUUUUUGAACCAGUAUAAAUGAUUUGCAACUGUUAAU